AUGCUCUGCCAGCUUCUAGAUAUGUUAUGGAGUGACCCACAGCAAAAAGAUGGCUGUCGUCCAAAUGUGUUUCGUGGGGGUGGCUGUUACUUUGGCCCGGACGUCACUCGACGCCUGCUCUCUCGUGAACAUUUGGUUCGAUUGAUCCGGUCACACGAGUGUUGUCAAGAGGGCUGGCGGCUUAGUCAUGAAGGUCGGGUUAUUACUGUUUUCUCUGCCUCUAACUAUUACGGACAGGGAAGUAAUUAUGGUGCUGUGCUGGUGUUGACCCCUUCCACAUUGGAGCCGGGAACCAAAAUUGAACCUGAAGCAGUCUUUGAUGAGUCUCGUGAAGCAGUUGAAUGGGAUUUCGCUUAUAGUACUUAA
Protopolystoma xenopodis is the source of this 366-nucleotide messenger RNA. Lineage: Eukaryota; Metazoa; Platyhelminthes; Monogenea; Polystomatidea; Polystomatidae. The record is from the annotation of a GenBank genome assembly.